This is a messenger RNA of Physcomitrium patens, 1339 nucleotides long. RefSeq names its product HMG1/2-like protein. The record is from RefSeq and is a predicted model, not a curated record. Lineage: Eukaryota; Viridiplantae; Streptophyta; Bryopsida; Funariales; Funariaceae.
GUGUUCCCUUUACGCCUGAAGCAAACCCUCUCUCUGUGUAGUCCAACCCACGCACGCAUGCUCGCUCGCUCUCUCGCUGGCUCUGCCUGCCUCUCUGUUGUGAGCUUUGUUGGGAAGAGAGUGUUCUGAGACUGGCCCCUUCGUUGCUGGCCUGCCUCCGUCGCGGCUCCCCCCGUGAGCGUCGCUGCUCCUCGUCGUCGUCGUCGUCGUCGUCGUUGCUUCCCUUCUGCCUCGCGCCGCGCGUCGGUGUGCGUCAUCCAGGUGUUGCACAAGAGAUAAUUGGGGGGAAUUGUCGGGGGAUGGUUGCUUAAGCUUGGCAUUGGAUCAUCAUCGCUCCGUUGGCGCAAUCUGUGAAGAUGAAGGAAGCAAAGGGCAAGAAAGGAGGUGGUGCGGUGGCGAAGGAGAGGGUGCCGAAAGUCCAGGACAAGGACAUCAAGAAGCGGAAAGGGGCGGUGAAAGAGACGAAGGCGAAGAAGCCGAAGGGUGGCAAGAAGUUGAAGGACCCGAAUGCGCCGAAGCGGCCGCCGACGGCUUUCUUCAUCUUCUUGAACGAGUUUCGGGAGGUAUUCAAGAGGGAGAACCCGAACGUGAAGGGAGUGACAGCGGUGGGAAAGGCGGGAGGAGAGAAAUGGAAGUCGAUGUCAGAAGCUGAGAAGCAGCCUUUCAUGACGAAGGCGGUGCAGAAGAAGUCGGAAUACGACAAGACGAUAUCGGCGUACAACAAGAAACAGGAUGAGGACGCGGAAGAGGUAGAAGCGGAGGAGUCGGACAAGUCAAAGUCGGAGAUCAACGACGACGAAGACGAAGAGGAGGAUGAGGAUCUGGAUGGCUAGGUGAUCGAGCACUGAUGCUGUAAGAAUUAAGUGACUGAUAUGGUGGGAAACAGUUGCUUGGUGGGGUGGGUAUUGAAGCAGAGGCGUGCGAUUAAGUGGGAUGAGAAUUCUCAUAAGGCGGGAGGAGCUCGUGUGUGACGCGUCGGAUUGGAGAUGAAUAGGAAGUCACGGUUUUUGGGGUUGUAGUUCCGGCAGUGUCUUCGGGCUAGCGCGGUCUGUGAAGGGGACGGGAGGGAAUGGAAAUGAAUCGAAAGGAUAGUGGAGGAUAUGUGGUAAGGUGAAGUUGGUGGCACGGUCGUAUUUGUAAAUGUUGGUCAGGUUGGGGUGUUAGUAGGGGGUGGUGAGAGGAAGUUUGACAGUUGUGCUUGGUUAGCGGUGAUCCUGUUAGUAGGAGACUGGAUCGAUUGUAUUAUGAUGCAAGAGCAGCUCCCUUGUGGGGAUCUGUAUGUUGAUCUGUAUGAAGGAUCCAAGGUCAUUUUCUUUGUGUACGAUAUUGAUUCUCUUUU